UGAAGAUUGCCGGCGUGACCCCUGACCCCUGACUCUCUGACAUCCUUCCCUCCCUAAAAACCCCUAGCCUGACAUUUGACCUGCAAAUGAAACCUGACCUCUGACCUCAUACCAUAAGCCCCUCCCCAUCCUACAAUGACCUCACAAAGGUCACCAGCUUCUUGCCAACCCAAGACCCUUUGCAAUGGUCCAGUUGGCUCCAGCAAAUGCUGUCCCGUGCGCCAUGAUGGCCCUCACAGUCUUUGGGGCACCCACCUGGGCCUGCCUCUUCUGCUUCACAUCCUACAGUGAGCGCCUCCUUGUCUGCCAGACCUUCGUGGGCAUGGAGGGCCCCAAGCUCAAGAAGUGUGAGGAGGCGUUCACAGCUGCCUUUCAGCGCCUCCAGGACACCGAAAUCAACUAUGACGAGAGAAGCCACCUGCACGACUCCUUCACCCAGAUGACCCACUCCCUCCAAGAGGUGGCCACUGCCCAGGGGUCCUUUGAGGUGGCCUUCCUUGAUGCCGCGGACCAAAUGCGGAAGGUCAUUACACAGCUUAAAGAAGUCCCGGCCUGCAUCCCUCCCUGCGGACUCCAGGAGCUCUCCCGGCGUUUCCGCUGCCACGGGUGCUACUCCACGGUUUGCGACCUCCCGCUGGACUGCCCAGUUCAGGACGUGACAGUGAAUCGGGGAGAUCAGGCUAUGUUCUCUUGCACGGUGAACUUCCAGUUGCCAAAGGAGGAGAUCACCUAUUCCUGGAAGUUCGCAGGAGGAGGUGUCCGGACCCAGGACCUGGCCUUCUUCCGAGAGAUGCGGCGGGCCCAUGGAUACCUGGCCCGGAUCCGGCCCGUGCAGCCAACGCACCACGGGACCUUCUCGUGCGUGAUCUCGCACGAUCAGCGCCCCCUGGCGCGACUGUACUUCUUUCUUAAUGUGACUGGUCCGCCUCCGCGUGGGGAAACUGAGCUCCAGGUCUUAUUUCGGGAAGUGCUUCGUUGGGCGCCGCGGGAGACGAUCGAACACUGGAGGCCUAGCCUGGGCGAGCUGCUGGCCAAGCCUGGGGCUCUGACACUGAGCAACCAGUGCCUGCUCGCGGCCGCCGCCGCCUUUGCUUCAGCCGGUGUGACCCUGCUGGCGUGGAUGUUCUUUCGAUGGUACUUCAGUGGCAACUAAUAAAGGUAUCUUUCUCUUCCCUAUCCUAUCUCCAUUCCUAAAAUAAAGAAUGUAUUUUAGCUGUA
Molecule: messenger RNA, 1218 nt
Organism: Phyllostomus hastatus (greater spear-nosed bat)
Lineage: Eukaryota; Metazoa; Chordata; Mammalia; Chiroptera; Phyllostomidae
Gene: SPACA6
Product: sperm acrosome associated 6
Exons: 9
Coding region: 185-1153 (322 amino acids)
Biological process (GO): fusion of sperm to egg plasma membrane involved in single fertilization
Source: RefSeq, a predicted model, not a curated record